CUCUCGCGAUACCAGGCCCUGGUGGAGCGGGAAAUGUGGUGGGAGGGGCCGGGCCGAGAUCGACCGACUUCCGGCCAGGCCGUUGUCUGGGUGGCGCGGUCGAGUCAUCGUUGGGCCUCGCCGCUCCGAUCUCCCGUCCCUCCCCCCCCGCCGCAGCGCGGGGGGUCGACCAGCCAAGUGGGGGCGGGAGGUGACUCCGACCUUCCCCUUCACUUCGUUCUGGCCUGCACCCCGGCAACCUGCUCUGGGUCCUUGGGACCCGCGAGGCCCGGUCUGAGGGGCCGGGGCCUACGUGGGCCCGCUGCCGGGCCCCAUGAGGCAUAGCCUGACCAAACUGCUGGCGGCCUCGGGCAGCGACUCCCCAACCCGCAGCGAGAGCCCGGCGCCGGCCGCGACCUUCUCGCUGCCCCCGGACCUGAGCCGGGCGGCGGCGGAGGACGAGGGGACGGCGGCGGCCGGAUCUCCUGGCCGCAAACAGCCUCGCGGAAACGAGGGCGAGUCGGAGGCCGGGAGGGGGGGCCGCGGCGGCGUGGCCGUGCGCGCGCCCUCGCCCGAGGAGAUGGAGGAGGAGGCGGUCGCCAGCGUCCCCGGGGACGAAACGGAGGACAUGGACUUUCUGUCCGGGCUGGAACUGGCGGAUCUGCUGGACCCCCGGCAGCCAGACUGGCACCUGGAGCCCGGGCUCAGCUCGCCCGGGCCUCUCUCCUCGUCCGGCGGAGGCUCGGAGAGCGGUGGCCUGUGGCGAGGGGACGACGACGACGAGGCCGCGGCCGCUGAGAUGCAGCGCUUUUCUGACCUGCUGCAGAGGCUGCUAAACGGCAUCGGCGGCUGCAGCAGCGGCAGUGACACUGGCGGCGGCGAAAAGAGGCGGAGAAAGUCCCCCGGAGGCGGCGGCGGCAGCAGCGGCGGCAACGACAACAACCAGGCGGCGACAAAGAGUCCCCGGAAGGCGGCGGCGGCGGCCGCUCGUCUGAAUCGGCUGAAGAAGAAGGAGUACGUGAUGGGGCUGGAGAGCCGAGUCCGGGGUCUGGCAGCCGAGAACCAGGAGCUGCGGGCCGAGAAUCGGGAGCUGGGCAAGCGCGUCCAAGCACUGCAGGAGGAGAGUCGCUACCUACGGGCCGUCUUAGCCAACGAGACCGGACUGGCUCGCUUGCUGAGCCGGCUGAGCGGCGUGGGACUGCGGCUGACCACCUCGCUCUUCAGAGACUCGCCCGCCGGGGACCAUGACUACGCGCUGCCGGUGGGAAAGCAGCAGCAGGACCUGCUGGAAGAGGACGACUCAGCCGGAGGAGUGUGUCUUCAUGUGGACAAGGAUAAGGUGUCGGUGGAGUUCUGCUCAGCGUGCGCCCGGAAGGCGUCGUCUUCUCUUAAAAUGUAGGGUCAAGUAAUCUGCUCUUUAUCCGCGUUUACCCCUUUCAACUCCCUUACACCAUGUAAAACACCUUAGUGGGACAUCUUCACUGGACACAUUUCAGAGGAGGAAAAAAAAAAAAAAGUAAUAUUGAAUCUUUAAGUGUUUAGCUAAAAGCAUGAAUGUGACACUGUAACCAACUCCUAAUGAUAACAUGUGACUAUUAAAUCUCUCUGACAGUUUCUUUUUUAGGUGAUUUCCUUCCUGCCAGGCUCCGUUGUAGGGGUUACAGAACAGUCGUUCCCGCCUCACAACCUGUGGAUACAGCUGUUGGGGCAGAAGAGACGGGACCAGCUGCUGGCCACAUUUCCUGCUUUAUUUUAAAAGGUAGUAUAAGAAAUGAGGAAAAAGAGGUAAUGUCAGGGCUUCUGCUUUUAUUUUAAAAUGUUCAUAAUUAAAAAGUAUUUUCCAGCAGUCCAAAGAUGUAAGUUAUCUUACACAUAAUAUGUUUUAUUUUGUUGUUACUUGGUUAUGAAAAUGGAAUCUUGUUCUUGCACAACUGUAAAUGUUUUCUUGCUAGAUAAUACAAUUUGAGACCUAACUUGGUCUCUGGUUUCCAGUGCAUUACAGCAUAUUUUGUAAAAUCAUCUACUGCACUUGAGCAUGAACGGAUAGUAGCCAAACUCACAACCUGGAGUGACGAACCUGCUUAUACGUAAGUGCAGGAGCAGGCCCCUCACAAUGCAGCUGCAUGGGUUUUUAGUGCCUACUGAAUUAUAUAUAUAUAUAUAAAAACCAAAAGUAGUUGGAAAAAUUAUUUGAAAUGACUAAUUUGUGCUAUCAUUAUGGAAUAUGUUAAAUGUAGCUUUUUGAAACAGAAGCCUUGAAUUGAAAUUUAAUUAAUACUUGAACAUUUUGUAUAUAUUUCUUUGUAUAUAAUUUUGUGCAGUACCAAUGACAAAAAUACGGUGUCAUAAUAAAACCAGGUUUGUUGAUCUUUCAGUUAUGGGCUCAAAGAAUUUAUUCAUCUCUAACAUGACAUUGGAAAAUAAUGGAUGAAAAUAGGAAAAAUGAUUGUUGUUAAUGCUGUGGGUCUUUAAAGGUUCUGGAAGCAGUAAGUGCGUUUUUCUAAAAAUUAUCCCAUUCCCUUGGAGUAUUUUCUUCCUAACGUCAAUGAUUUUCCUGCAUUAUUUGAAGUUUGGGGCUGGGGAGAAACAGUAGCAAAGCUUUCUGAAUUGGGAUGCUUUGAAAUUCCAAGUCUAGAUUUUUAGAAUGUCAUUUUAUAAAUGGCAGUUUUUGGAAAUACUUGAUUAAGAACUUUUGAAAAUGGAGAUUAGUAUCGAAUAUUUUAAAAGCUGCUUUGUUAGGUUCCUUAUGUUUCAACUGUCUUUUCUUAGUUUCCAUUUCAUUCGUUUUUUUUUUUUUCUAAUUUUGGUGACUUAGUGAUUUUGUCAUUUUUUACAUCAGCGUCAUGGUCUUGUUUUUACAUGGUAUUGCAUGUACUUAGGACCUAUCAGGGGCUUUAAAUGAAUUUGGUCAUAUUUAUGUGUAAGCACAUUUUACUGUAAAUGUUUGGGUUUCUGAAUUUACAACGGAUCUGUUUAUUUCAGUAUGUAGUAAACAAUAUCUUAAAGUGUCCUAUUCACUACUUGUUAAUUAAAAAAUUAUGAUUAAUAUGAACCUGUUGUCUUACUAUUUUUAGAAAAUUGUGUUUUGAAUGAUUAGUAGUUGGAUAAAGGCCAUUUCUAAUGUGGAUGGUUUAGAAAUUUUCAGGUUUGGCUCUAUGUAAUGGAUGAAAGCAAUUUAGUGUUUGGGGAGUCUUUUUUAAUUUUUUAAUUUUUGUCCUAAUUGUGCCUCUGUGGCAAAAUGAUACAGAAAGAACUAGAGUAAAGUGGUAGCUUUUAAUAUUUGUCUUCUGGUGGUGAUAGGAAUUCAUACAUUAAUUGAACUAACACAUCAUAUUGACCUACUAUUUCUAUCAUAUUGACUUGAUGUUUCUGCACUUCCUUGACCAAACCUAACUAAAAGUCCACGUUUGUUAAAAUGUAGUCACACAUGAUAUAAUCCAACAAAAAGUGUUCGAAAUAUUUUAAAUUUUUGUGCAUUUUAUAAUCACUAAAUUAAUCUCUCUCUCUUCUCUUUAAACAGCUUAGCAGUGUCUGCAAAAACGAAUCUUUUCCUACAACCUGUUAACUGACUGGACUGAUGGUAACAAAGUAAUUGUGGGAGCCAUGUCGGUCAAAUAUUUGGCAUCUGCUGAAAAAAUGAAUGCCAUUUUCAAGUUCCCAAAUUACUUCUAUACUGAUUUCACUUUCCAGAAAUGGAGAUAUGAAAAGAUUCUCUGGAAUCCUUGAAAGACUUAAUAGAAAUACAUGAGACUAAGUUAAUUUUGGAACAAAAUUAUACUUUUUUGUCUUUCACGGGAGUGAUAACUCAGUUCUUUGCAUACCUUUUAAAAAUUGUAACCUUUGAAGAGAUGGUAGUAUUUCAUCAAGGAAUAUUAGAUUCUUUACGUAAUCAAGAGCACAUUCUAUGGAUUUAGAUUUAGUGGAGUAGAAUUACAUAAACAGGCCAUCAGUGAUCACGAGGCAUAUCAUGAGUUUGUAUUUAUUUCCUGGAACAUGAGAGCUAAUCUUAAGUACAGACACCUUGCUGUGAGGAAUAUAAAAGUUAAUGUAAAGAGUAGUCUUUUUAAGUAGAUGCACUGAUUUGUCUGUAUAUCUUUGAAAACAUUGAUUAUGAGAAUGUGUGGGUAGUUAAUUGCAAUUCAGAGUAAUGCCAAGAUGUUUGGAUUCUGAGGUUUUUGGCUUGAGCUUUCUGUGAGGACUUCUAAAAAAUAUUUUGAGGCUUCUAAUGAAUGGUAUACUAGUUUCUGUGGUUUUAUAUUAAAAUUUCUCUAGUAUGUAAGGGCUUUAGUAUUCUGGAUGAUAUGGGCUUUUUUCAUGGAAUAUGGUUGUUUUACUUAAUUGAAAACAUUUUUGCAGCUCAUUACAAGUGUGAAAAAACACUCAAAA
Sus scrofa (pig) is the source of this 4365-nucleotide messenger RNA. Lineage: Eukaryota; Metazoa; Chordata; Mammalia; Artiodactyla; Suidae. The record is from RefSeq and is a predicted model, not a curated record.